Molecule: messenger RNA, 2643 nt
Organism: Monopterus albus (swamp eel)
Lineage: Eukaryota; Metazoa; Chordata; Actinopteri; Synbranchiformes; Synbranchidae
Gene: caprin1b
Product: cell cycle associated protein 1b
Cellular component (GO): cytoplasm
Molecular function (GO): RNA binding
Source: RefSeq, a predicted model, not a curated record
UUAUAAAGCCUUUUCCCGUCGUUCGAACCGUCUUAGUUGUCUGUGAGGCCGGCGGGGCGGAUCCCACACUAGAGAGAAAGCGAAAAUAAAGCAACACAACAGUAAAAACAAUUUGAUCGUUUCGUAAGUUUCGCUAGCAAGCUCCCCUGUGGAUAUAUAACAUCAAGAUGCCCUCAGCAAUGAAUGCAAAUAGGACAGUGCAGUCUGCCAGCCCGGAAAUGGGAUCCGCUCCAGGGUUACUGGGCAAUUUUGCACUCGGUGGCCAGUCAGAAGUCUUGAAGCAAGUGCUGUGUGUCAUUGACAAGAAGGUCCGUAACAUGGAAAAGAAAAAGAGCAGACUGGAUGAUUAUCAAGUCAGGAAGAAAAAAGGCGAGCGACUCAAUCAGGACCAGCUGGACGCCCUUUCUAAAUAUCAGGAAGUCAUGAAUAACUUGGAGUUCGCCAGAGAGUUGCAAAAGACGUUCAUUGCGUUGGGACAAGAUAUCCAGAAAGUGGUAAAGAAGUCUGCACGGCGGGAGCAGCUGCAGCGAGAAGAGGCUGAGCAGAGACGACUGAAGACGGUUCUGGAGCUGCAGUUCCUCCUGGACCGGCUGGGAGAUGACACUGUGCGACAGGACCUGAAACAAGGAGUUAGUGGCUCACCGCUGAUGACGGAUGCAGAUCUCGCAGCUUUUGAUGAGUUCUACAAGUUGGUGGGGCCAGACCGUGAUCAAAACAUCAGGUUGGCUGACCAGUAUGAAGAAGCAUCUGUGCAUCUCUGGGACCUGCUGGAAGGGAAGGACAAGGCUGUAGUUGGAACGACAUACAAAGCACUGAAAGACACUCUGGACCAUAUUCUGCUGAGUGGGUACUUCGACCGGGUCUCAUCUCACCAAAACGGAGUGUGUGUGGAGGAAGAGGAGGAAGAGCCAGCUGUAGCAGCUGAAUUGUCAGAAGUAGAAGAGCAGACUGUUGAUCCAGAAACUGAAAUAAUUGAGGAGUUCACAGAGCCCAUUGCGGUGGAAACAACAGAGUUUGUAAAUAGACAGUUCAUUUCAGACAGCACAUACAGCGGCAGUGAGAAGGAGCAGGGGGAUGAGUGGGCCACGGAAACAGAGGCAGUCGGUGUCAUGCAGCAGCCCAUGCAGCCUGUAGCACCCCCUGUUGCCUUGGAGACCCACCCCAUGAACUUAUCUCCUGUGCCACCUACCGACCCCUUGGUCAGGAAGCAGGUUGUGCAGGACUUAAUGGCACAAAUGCAGGGAACAUACAACUUCAUGCAGGACUCCAUGCUGGAGUUUGAUGGACAGCCCAUUGACCCAGCCAUUGUAUCAGCACAGCCCAUGAAACCUGCUCAGAGCAUGGACCUACCACAGAUGGUGUGUCCUCCAGUUCACCCCGAGUCCCGACUGUCACAGCCCAACACUGUUCCUGUCCAACCUGAGCCUACACAAAUCCCUAUCGUCUCCCCAACACCGCCCCCGCUGUAUCAGACCUCGCACACACCAGAUCCUCGACCUCCAACAGAAUCUAUCGACCCCAUCCAGACCUCAAUGUCGUUAACGUCAGAGCAGCCUCCCCACUCUACAGCUCUGUCCCCGGCCUCUCAGACACAGGUUUUCCAGCCUGUUUCCAAAUCUCCUCACAGCAGUGGCAUCAAUGUCAAUGCGGCACCAUUCCAAUCAAUGCAAACAGUGUUCAACCUCAAUGCCCCAGUCCCACCAGCUAAUGAGACAGAGGCUUUGAACCACCAAUACCAGAACGGCUACAACCAGGCUUUCAGCAGCCAGACACAGCAUACUGUGGAGCAGACAGAGAUGCAGUCAGAACAACUGCAGUCUGUAGUUGGUGCCUUCCAUUCCCAAGACCAGUCAGGAGGCCAUCAGCAGCCUUCCCAGCAGGGUCCCGGCUUUGGCAGGCAAACUCAAUCCUUAUAUAACAGCAGAGGCAUGUCUCGUGGUGGACCCCGCAAUGCCAGGGGCAUGAUCAAUGGCUACAGAGGCUCAUCAAAUGGAUUCAGAAGUGGCUAUGAUGGUUAUCGUCCUCCUUUCGCCAAUACGCCAAACUCUGGUUAUGGACAGACGCAGUUCAGUACACCUCGCGACUACUCAAAUGGCAAUUACCAGAGGGAUGGUUACCAACAGAACUACAAGCGUGGAACUGGUCAGGGACCCAGAGGAGUGUCAAGAGGCAGCACUCAGGCACUGCGAUCCUGAAAAGGCCUUUCAUAAUGACUGUGACUGUUUAACUUGCACCACACUGAAAAUUCAAAAAUGCAUUUGCCCCAGCCCACUUAAAGUUCUCUCUUCCUUUGUUCUUCAUCAGUGGUAUUUUUCCUGUCUCUUCAAUCAAAGUAUUGCCUGCUUUGAUAUUUGGAAUCACAAAAGUCUAAAACGCAAGCUAAGCUGUAAAUCCAGCCAUCGAUCUACACAUGGCUUGUUUCAAUAUUCCUGUAAACUUGAAAGUUUUCAUAAGUUAUUUUUUGUAUAAAAACGCACCAGCCACUGCUGAUUCUGUCCAGGGGAGUUCAUUCCCGUUCUCUUUUGUCAUUUUGGUUUUUAAAAAAAAAAAAAAAAUCCAUGUUUUUGUUCAUUGAGCUCCCAUUUCCUUGUUUGUAAAUUGAUGUUGCUUCAAGAGUUUCAAUAAAGUCGUUGCAUACCCAUG